AUGAGUAGGACUCAAUGGGAGUCUUUGAUUUGUAUGUUGAUGGCUGGUGUGGAGGAUAAGAUGAAUGUUUAUAAAGUGAAUCUGAAUCAGAUUAGUAAGAGGAUUAAGUUUUUAGGUGUUAGGUUUAGUGAUUUCAAUUUUACGGUUGAGUAUUCUUCGAUCGGUUUACUUGGUGCAACAGGGUUAGGUUCUUCGACAUUCGCCGAAAAGAUAUUCUUAUAUUCAAUACUGGUCACUGGUAGGUUCCAUCUAAGCUUUUCUACAUGGGUUGUUAUUUCCAGGACUUUUGAGCCAUCUCACUGGCGGGAUCAGACACGUAGGACUUGCAAUGUAACUCAGUACCAGAGUUGCGAAUCGCGGCGCACCGGAGCGGUGCAGCACCCACUUGCGCAAUUCAUUGGGUGCGGUCGCGGAGAUCGCGAAACUGGGUCGCGGAUCGUGGGUUCUUCCCGGGCGGAACGGUUUUGA
Molecule: messenger RNA, 468 nt
Organism: Vicia faba (fava bean)
Lineage: Eukaryota; Viridiplantae; Streptophyta; Magnoliopsida; Fabales; Fabaceae
Source: the annotation of a GenBank genome assembly